AAACAAAAAAAAAAACCAGUGAUGUCAAUGAACGAUUCCCUGGGUCUAAAAGCUUUGCAACUUCCGAGUUAUUUUUCAGUCACUAAGAUUACGACAUCGUUUUUCUCACCUAAGCUAAAUCCUCCGCCUCUUCAACAGUUCACCCUUCUCGGUAGCUCUCUCUUUCUCUUUCAGGCCUAUCGCCAUAUUAUCGUUCUCAUUUUCCGAUCAUAUCUCUAUCAGAUGCUUUGGUGAAAAGCUUGAGGGUAAGAGCAGCUUCAAACCGCAUGCUUUGUUCCUUUGCAGCGCGAUUCUGAGAAUUCUAUUCUCAGUGAGUAAGAAUUCUUGAGUGUUGAAAAACACCAGCAUGUUUUAGAAGAGCUAGCAUGGAAGAUCAAUAUUCUGUUAGUAGUCCUAGAAGAAUCCUUAGUUUGUCAAAGAGGAAGAGGGCAACUGUAUACUUUCAAGACCCUGAUGACAAGGGUUCUGGCUUUGGAGUGGCUGGAGAGCAUGGACUAAAAACUUCUGAAGUUUAUGGUUUUGUAGGUUCCAUUACAACUAUUGUUGCUACAGUUAUUUUCUUGGUAUGGGCAUACGUUCCUGAACCUCUUUUGCACUCAAUUGGGGUCUUUUACUAUCCCAGCAGGUAUUGGGCAUUGGCCGUCCCAACUUAUGCUAUGGUUACAGUAGUACUAGCACUUGCAUUUUAUCUUGGCCUCAACUUCUUGUCAACCCCUCACCCGACUUCCUCGAGUACAAUUUUUGAUGACUUCAGCAGGGAACCUGCUGAUUCUGUUCCUUUGACAGAGGGGGAUGAUCAGCCCAUAGAACCCAUAUCCGAUAUCAGUAUUAAUAAAAUUAAUAGUCUCAUGUUCAAGAACGUAAAAUGACAGAUCUACCCCUGGAUGAGGCUGCUCCGCCUUAUUGAUGCUUGUCUUCUUCCAGUUUGUAAUGAAAUUUGAAAUCGAAGAAUAGAUCAUUGUCAAACAAGAGAAGAAGAAAUCAUUACUUUUGUUGCUUCUUGAAGCGACAAUAGACCACAAUCAUUUUGAUCUUUUGUUGCUCUACUGGCCUUUUAUUAAUAUUUAAUAUAAAGUAGAUUUGAAUUUGUGUUGCCUUUCUAAAAAAACUACGAUUUAUGUGAUUUUGUAAAUAUUCAAACAUGCAUGGCAUGUAAUUUUAUAGUUCUGAACAUCUAAUUAUGAUAUACUUUAUCAA
Molecule: messenger RNA, 1197 nt
Organism: Manihot esculenta (cassava)
Lineage: Eukaryota; Viridiplantae; Streptophyta; Magnoliopsida; Malpighiales; Euphorbiaceae
Product: phosphatidylinositol N-acetylglucosaminyltransferase subunit P
Exons: 6
Coding region: 366-869 (167 amino acids)
Source: RefSeq, a predicted model, not a curated record